AUGUCUAUCGACAAAAAGGAUCCCACCAAGGAUGAUUCUGAAGACUCGGUAGGCUCCAGCCCGGAGGGUGAGCCUGGCCCUGCGAGCAACUCCAACGCUGCUGGCAACGCAGCACAGGAGAAUCAGCAACCCAAGCGCAAGGGUGGACGAAAGCCUAUCUAUGCGACCUCUGAAGAGAGGAAGCAGCGCAAUCGGCAAGCCCAGGCCGCCUUCCGCGAGAGAAGGACGGAGUACAUCAAGCAGCUUGAGGAGACUAUUCGUGUCCACGAGCAGAACCUCCAUAACCUCCAAGCUGCCCAUCGCCACGCUGCUGAUGAAUGUCUGAUGCUUCGCUAUAAGAACUCUCUUCUCGAGAGGAUCUUACUUGAGAAAGGCAUCGAUGUCCAAGCUGAGCUUCGUGCCAAGACUGGCAGUCCAAAUCUUGGCCCGACUCACAUGCCACAGAACCUCGUCCAGCCGCCUCCCAUCCCCCGCGCGAUCCUCAACCGCCACCAUGCGCGCAGGUCGGCCUCGAGCAUCGCGCCAAAAGUCGAGCCAGGGAUGGGCGCGCUGCCUCCGCCCCUGCAGCAUCCCGCCUCCGGCGUGGCCUCGCCAAAGAACCGCCCGACGCCCUCUUCCCAUUCCGCGUCACCGACUGCCACCAACUCGGUCUUCGGCGCUUCCCCCGCCCAAUCCGGCUCGGAUCCCACAUCGGCAGCUGCAAUCCGGCCAGGGAUGCCACCGACCACCGCGCCGAUGAAGCCUCACCAGGCGGGCCACAUGGCCAACAUGGGCGGCAUGCCGCAGCAGCCUGCUCCGCGACAGAUGCAGCCGCAUAUGCAAGCAGCGCAGCAGGCCGCCAACAUGCGCCCUUCUCCCAACGUUUCCAACGUGAACAGUGCCGCCUACUAUCCGACUCCGGCAUUCCAGAACCACAUUGAGCAGCUCGGCAAGUUGACCCAACAGGAAUACGACGCCGCCGCCGACUUGAUGGAAGACCAGGUCGACCAAGCCGAGACCCCUUCAGGCCCCGGUCCCUAUCCCGGAGGACCCUACUCGGCAGAGGCUCAGCAGAUUGCCCUUUCCAGCCCGGCAACGACUGCACCCCCUGGCGACGGCUCCUCGGCGCCCACCCCUCACGGCAACUAUCCCUCUAUGACACAACUCCUCGACCCCGGCAUCGACUGGGACCCUUUCGGGUUGAGUGCCAGCAUGGCGUUCCCCACUCAGUUCUCCUUCGACACCAGCAACAUGAGAUAG
This is a messenger RNA of Thyridium curvatum, 1239 nucleotides long. RefSeq lists its product as uncharacterized. Bases 1 to 1239 code for a protein of 412 amino acids. The record is from RefSeq and is a predicted model, not a curated record. Lineage: Eukaryota; Fungi; Ascomycota; Sordariomycetes; Thyridiales; Thyridiaceae. The transcript has 4 exons. Gene Ontology annotation, molecular function: DNA-binding transcription activator activity, RNA polymerase II-specific; transcription cis-regulatory region binding. Gene Ontology annotation, cellular component: RNA polymerase II transcription regulator complex.